Messenger RNA from Panicum hallii, 1083 nucleotides. RefSeq lists its product as uncharacterized. The transcript has 3 exons. The coding region runs from base 404 to 997 and encodes 197 amino acids. The record is from RefSeq and is a predicted model, not a curated record. NCBI's taxonomy places the organism in Eukaryota, Viridiplantae, Streptophyta, Magnoliopsida, Poales, Poaceae.
CCCUCAACAACUUAAUGGCCAUGACGAUUUAGUUACCCAUAUUACAACAGAAGAAAAUGCUGUGACAUCCAAAUCUAAGAUACCAGCUAAAGGCAAGAAGGUUGCCAGAAGGGGAUCAGGGUUCUCAAAGGAGGAGGACAAGAUCAUAUGCUCAGCCUUUCUGAACAUCAGCAAAGAUCCAAUAACAGGAGUGAAUCAAAGCAGUGGCGGGUACUACAAAAGAAUUCAUGACUACUACAAGCAACACAAGCCCGAGGGACCAGAGAGAAGCCAAAUUGCUAUUCAACAUCGAUGGGUUGCCAUCCAGAAAGCUGUCAACAAAUUCUGUGGCUUCAAAUCAGCUGUAGACCGCAGGGAUUAGAGUGGCACGAACGAACAAGAUAGGAUCGAUGAAGCUAUCAAGAUGUUCGAAAAAAAUGAACCUUUCACCUAUUUACAUUGCUGGAAGUUGUUGAAGGAUGAGGUAAAAUGGAGUGACAGAAUGGUGGAGUUGAACGCAGCUGCAUCCAAGCCACCACAGGCUGCAGCUGAAUCAGGCAGCAACAAUGGUCAACCUGCUCGGCCUGAGGGUAGGGAUGCUGCUAAACGCCGCAAGACAGACGGUGGUCCUGAUUCAUCAGCUUCAAGCACUGCCUUUGCUGUGCUGCAGCAAAUGAAUGACAGGUGCGAAGAAUCAGGUCAACAGCAGGAAGCCCAUAUGCAGAAGAUUUUGGGCAUGAAGGAAAACAAGAUAGCACUAGAGGAGAAGAUGUAUGACCUGCACAAGCAGGAUGCAGAGAGGAGGGCUAUGCUGAAGGAAGAGCAUUUGAAACUCACCAAGAUGGACAUUGAGGUGAGGGACAAGCAAAGUGAGGCUCAGCUUCUAACUGCUGAGAUUGGUAUCAUGGGUGCAGACUUAGAGAAGCUUGCACCUAAUGUUAAAGCGUACUACCUUGCUAUGCAGGCUGAGAUUAUGAAGCGUAGGGGAAUUAGAAGCCCUACCAGUUCUGAUAUGUGAUGUUCUGAGAAUAAUUUAUGUGCUGUUACCAUGUAGACAAUGGUUUGUAUUUCAUUUGAAAUCUGUAACUUAUGUGUGCAGACAAU